Molecule: messenger RNA, 2689 nt
Organism: Raphanus sativus (radish)
Lineage: Eukaryota; Viridiplantae; Streptophyta; Magnoliopsida; Brassicales; Brassicaceae
Product: protein BLISTER
Exons: 13
Coding region: 313-2373 (686 amino acids)
Biological process (GO): regulation of growth
Source: RefSeq, a predicted model, not a curated record
GCAUCGAAGUGUAAAAAAAGGAAUGUUUAAAUGAGAAAAACAGAGAGAGAAAGCAAUCGGUUGUUAAAAAAAAAGGAGAGAGAGAGAGAGAGAUCUGGCGGAGAAGGAAACCAAAAUUGAUUAUAACUUCCACCACCACCACCAAAUCUUCCUUCCUCUCUCUCUCAUUCUCCUUCAGAUCGGAAACCCUAAAUUCAAAUUUCGAGAUUUGCCUCUGUUCCUUCUCUGCAAUCAACGAUUUCGGAAUGGUAAUCAACAACAAAAAGAGGGAUUGAAAUUGAAAUUGAAAUUGAAGUCGCUCGUAAUUGUCAAAUGGCAUCAGCUCAGGUUAAGCCUAGCUCCCGGAGGCAGGAGGUCGCCGAAGCUGGACGCCGUAAGCUUGAGCAAUUCCGGAAGCAAAAAGCUGCCAAAAAGGCCGCAUCAUUGAGCACACAGCCUGUUGAUGAUAAAACUGUCCCUGAUUCUGAUGGAGAUGUUGCAGCAUCCACCUUGUUUAAUGGACCACCUCCACGAGUUGAAACCCAACCCAAGUCAGAUGUAUAUAAUUUAUCAUCUAAGGAUGUAAGCAAAGAAAGAGGCCAGAAAGAUGAGUCUUUGAGCACAUCUGGUUUCUCUAGUAGCCUAGAGUUGAGAGGCGGUGCUCAAGUUGUACCUUUUAGCAAUAUAGACAAGCAAUCGAGUGGAAGUUUCGAUCAAAGUGAUGGGUUUCCCAAAGGCACCUCUCCUUUUUCUGAAACCACCCUGCUUUCAACCUCCAUGCAAAUGCACGGCAUCUCAUCCAGAAAAGACUCUCUACAACCUACUACCAGGAUGGCAGGGUCUACUCACGAAGUUGAUAAACACCAACAGGGAACUGGUGAGCUAAGAGGAGGUAGCAGCAUCGUGCAGAAGCCAACUUUGUCUAGCAGUUAUUUGUUUAGUUCCCCGGAAACAUCAUCUUCGGAUUAUAGUGUAAAUCUCACGAGCUCUUCGCCCUUGUACUCAGCUACAAAUGAAGCAAGUGUGAAGAGAAAUCGUCCAUCUUUCCUUGAUUCCCUUAAUAUUUCUAGAGCUCCAGAGACUCAAUAUCAACACCCUGAGAAGGAGGCGGAUUUGGCUACACCAAGUGGUUCCCAGCUAACUGGCGGUGAUGGUUUUGGGCUAUCUUCACGCCAGCAUGUAUCAGGGAAAAUAGACAGCAAUGGACCAUCAUCGACAGGCGGAGCAGCUGGUUCUCCUUAUCAAUUUGAAAAUUUCAGGAGUCCUUUGUUCCCUGUUGCCAAUGGAGUAAUGACAGGUUUUACUGAUUACUCCAUGCCAAAACAAAAUGAUGAUUUUAGUAGUCUGGAACAGCAUAUUGAGGAUUUGACACAAGAAAAGUUCUCACUCCAAAGGGAUCUAGAUGCUUCACGUGCUCUGGCAGAAUCCUUAGCAUCUGAAAACUCUUCGCUGACAGACACUUAUAACCAGCAGAGAAGUAUUGUCAACCAACUAAAAGAUGAUAUGGAGAAGCUACAGCAACAGAUUCAAGAACAAAUGGCGGAACUUGAAUCCUUCAGGAUUGAGUAUGCAAAUGCACAGCUCGAAUGUAAUGCUGCUGAUGAGCGUUCCCAAAUACUGGCUGCUGAAGUCAUCAGUUUGGAAGAUAAGGCUCUCAGACUCAGAUCUAGUGAGUUAAAGCUGGAGAGGGAACUGGAGAAUGCACAAGCAGAAAUGUCAUCUUACAAGAAAAAAUUACAGAGCGUAGAGAAAGAUCGCCAGGACUUACAAUCUACUAUUAAAGCUCUGCAGGAAGAGAAGAAGGUUCUACAGACUAUGGUGCAGAAAGCUUCCUCUGGUGGAAAAUCUACUGACCUUGGUAAAAGCUCUACUAGCAGGAAAAACGCAUCAACCUAUACUGAAGGUCUUGAUGCUAUGUCAGGGAGCUCUAACCAGGAAACAGAUUCGACAUCUCUACUCGAAAGUGAUUCGUCUAAUACCGCUAUCAUUCCUGAAACUGGACAAUUAACUCUUGAAGGAUUUUCAUUGAGCAUUCCAGCUGAUCAGAUGCGAGUGAUUGAUAACAUUAAUACAUUGAUAGCUGAGUUGGCAAUUGAAAAAGAGGAACUGGUGCAAGCAUUGUCAUCUGAGUUAUCUCGAAGUGCGCAUGUGAAGGAGUUGAAUAAAGAGCUAUCCAGAAAACUUGAAGUGCAGACGCAAAGGUUAGAGCUCCUAACAGCAAAGAAUAUGGCGAUAGACAAUGUUUUACCUGCAAUGCAGCCGGAUUCUAAUGUUGUUCAAGAGAGACCACCGAUUGCAGAUGAGGGCGAUGAGGUGGUGGAAAGGGUUCUUGGAUGGAUCAUGAAGAUGUUCCCAGGAGGGCCAUCGAAAAGAAGGACGAGCAAGCUACUCUAAUGCACGAAUUUGCUCAGCCUUGACCCUUCUUGCCAUUCUGUACAUCCCGGCAUAAGCCAUGGACCGCUCGCUAUUGCUUCCUUCUCUCUUUUGUUUUGGAAGACUUUUUGGAUAUUUGAUCCGGAAUUUUGGGUUUCAUUGGAUUUAUGUGAAGUCAAGAAAGACAGCAGAAAAUGGUAUAGUGAGACAGAGACACGUUUAUAUGAGUGUUCGUUUUUGUUUUACUUGAAUUUUUGUAAUUGUUGAUUAUAGUCAAGGUUAAAGGUGUUCCAGGCAAUAUACUAAUUACAGAAAAAGACCGGUUUGGUUUUGGAUA